Pterocles gutturalis (yellow-throated sandgrouse) is the source of this 498-nucleotide messenger RNA. RefSeq names its product cytochrome P450 2C14-like. Gene Ontology annotation, biological process: xenobiotic metabolic process. The record is from RefSeq and is a predicted model, not a curated record. The annotation marks the transcript as partial. Gene Ontology annotation, molecular function: oxidoreductase activity, acting on paired donors, with incorporation or reduction of molecular oxygen, reduced flavin or flavoprotein as one donor, and incorporation of one atom of oxygen; heme binding; iron ion binding. The transcript is spliced from 3 exons. Gene Ontology annotation, cellular component: cytoplasm; intracellular membrane-bounded organelle. NCBI's taxonomy places the organism in Eukaryota, Metazoa, Chordata, Aves, Pterocliformes, Pteroclidae.
UUUGCCAUUUCAGGAGUGAUAUUUUCUGAUGGAGAAUACUGGAGAGUGAUGCGAAGAUUUAUUCUUACAACCUUACGAGACUUUGGAAUGGGCAAGAAGGCCAUAGAGGAUCGUGUUGUAGAAGAGUAUGGAUGCCUGGCAGACACCAUUGAGGCACAGAAAGGGAAGCCCCUUGAGUUGACCCUGAUGAUGAAUGCUGCUGUCGCCAAUGUCAUCGUAUCCAUAUUGCUUGGAAAGCGGUAUGACUAUGAAGACCCCACAUUCAAAAGGCUCCUGACAUUAAUAAAUGAAAAUGUCCGGAUUUUUGGAAGUCCAUCAAUUUCGUUGUACAACAUGUUCCCAGUCCUUGGAUUCCUCCUGAAGGACUACAAAACUUUUCGUGAUAAUGAAAAAGAACUCAAUACUUUUAUGAAGGUUACUUUCAUAGAACAUCUCAAAGCCCUGGACAAAAAUGACCAGAGGAGCUUCAUUGAUGCUUUCCUCGUGAGACAACAAGAG